AAGAAUAUCAUCAUAUCCCCAUGGCCAUACCUCAAACCGUCACCGUAUUGCACCAAAUUGCGGUUUCUCCACCGCCGGAAACAACCGCCGAAAUAUCCAUUCCCCUAACAUUUAUUGACAUGGCGUGGCUAAUAGCACCGCCAGUGCAUCGACUCAUAUUUUAUCACCACCCCAUAUCAAGAACUGAUUUUGUGGAUUAUCUAAUUCCUAAGAUGAAAGAUUCAUUAUCCCAAACUCUCCAACACUAUAGUCCCUUAGCAGGUAGAGUGAUUGUCUCACCCGACAAAAUAAACAUGCCGGAAAUUCGUUAUGUGGAGGGUGACACCAUUCCGCUGGUCAUCGCGGAGUUCGACUCAACGAACUCCAACGAUUUUAGCCACCUAGUGUCAAACGAUGCAAGAAGUUCAAUGAAUUUGAACCCACUAAUUCCAAGACUACUCCCGACUUCACGAGCACCGGAUGGCUCACUCUCAAUCCCAUUGUUCGCAUUACAAGUAACACUAUUUCCCGAUGUCGGGAUAUGCAUAGGUGUGACCAACCACCACACAACGGGUGACGGGAGUAGCAUAUUCGAGUUCAUGAAGGCUUGGGCAUUCUUUUCUAGCCACCACAAAGACGACGACAAAGGCAAGUUUUCAAUGUUAUUACCAUCUCAAUAUUUGCCGGUUCUUGAUAGAACACUAUUCAAAGAUCCGAAAGGACUAGCAAAGAUUUAUUGGGACUUUGUGAAAACCAUCAACAUUGAGGAAGCACAUAAUGGCUUCCGCCUUCCACUUGUCACCGACAAGGUCCGGUCUACUUUUGUAGUGACACGAGACGACAUUCAACGACUUAAGAAACACGUACUCGCACGAAGUCCAAAAUUAGUACACGUCUCUUCGUUUACAGUGACUUGUUCAUAUGUAUGGAGUUGCCUAGUUAGAUCAAGAAAUGAGAUAAAUGAGGGAGACAUGCAAGAAGGUGAAGAAGAAGAAAUGGAGUUUUUUUUGUGCCUGGCCAAUUGUCGGGCUCGUUUGGACCCUCCCUUACCUACAAACUACUUUGGCAAUUGUGUCAUGCCAUGUUUGGGAAGCACAAGCAGGAAAAGCCUAAUGGGAGAUGGAGGAUUUGUAGAGGCGGCUGAGGCGAUUGGGGAGGGAAUUCGUAGCCAAUUAUACAAUGAGGAUAAGGAUGGAGUGCUGAAAGGCGCCACUGACUGGUUGACGAGUAUGUCCAGGAUGACGAUGGGUAUGAGCCUGGCUGGCUCGCCCAAGUUUGACUAUUAUGAGCUGGAUUUCGGAUGGGGGAGGCCUACAAAGUUUGACAUUCCUUCUAUUGAUGUGACCGGGGCCAUUUCUGUUGGUGCGGCCAAGGAUGACGCAGGUGGACUGGAGGUGGGUUUGGCAUUGUCCGUUGAACAAAUGGAAUCUUUUGCCAGAAUUUUCUCUCAAGGUUUGAAAGGUUUAUGAAGCAUUAGUGUUAAGACUCGAGUUUCCAUCCUAAAAGCUUUAUAAAAAGAGUAGCUCAUGUUUUAAUAUAGUACUUUGUUAAUUCAAAUUUUUCCGGUGUGGAAUUCUAAUACUUGGGAUGCAUAAAUAUAUUUAGCAGUCUUAAAAUAUAUUGUCAAUCUCAUCUCAAAUGAGAAAUGUGUUUAAAAUUAUUUUUAUCUCCACCGCAUAAAUUUAAAAACACAGUUUUUAAUUUAUUAUUUCACGUACUAGUCAAAUUUGUCCAGGUUUUGUAGGACGGUAGGGAAGUGUAACUUUUUGAGUUUAUGAAAAGUGAAAAACUUGGUUAUAUCAUUGUUGUACGUACUAACGUACAUCAUGUUUUUUGGGCAAUCGGGAGGUCAGAACUGAGAUACUAUCCCAAAUCUCUAAUGAAGACAGCUCUUUAUCGUGCAUUUGAUCACUAUGGUUUUACCUAAAUUUGUUAAUGUGCAAUUACCUAUAGGAAAUAUACUAAAUUAAAUUAACUAUACUCAUGUUAGUAUGCUAUGUAUACGUCAUUUUUGUUUUGAUCUUGUACUGUGUAUGACUCACACUUAAUUAGCAAUACAUGAAAAUAUUUCUAUAGCAUAUUUC
Cuscuta epithymum is the source of this 2063-nucleotide messenger RNA. NCBI's taxonomy places the organism in Eukaryota, Viridiplantae, Streptophyta, Magnoliopsida, Solanales, Convolvulaceae. The record is from the annotation of a GenBank genome assembly.